This is a messenger RNA of Notodromas monacha, 3689 nucleotides long. Lineage: Eukaryota; Metazoa; Arthropoda; Ostracoda; Podocopida; Cyprididae. The record is from the annotation of a GenBank genome assembly.
AUGUUGAUUUGUCAAACGUCAAGAACAGAAUCCCACCAGGCUGUCUCGCCUUGCUCCUCCUUGCGCCCCCCUUCCGAUCCGCGCGCCAAUAAGACACGUGGAAUCCACGUUGGAUCUCACCGACACGUGGGACUUGCGGGUUGCGCAAUUGCCGCUAGGUGGAGUAAGCUGUGCCUGGGGAGUAUGCCCUGCCUGCUACACCGGCUCGUCGUCACUCCCCGGAAGAAGGGCUUUGAUGCGCCCGUCCCUGAACGAAUUUUUUCACAGGUGCAGCAAGGUUAUUCGGCGGGUCAGUUUGAAGUAAACGUGGACAUUCCAAAGAAUGUUGCUACUGAUGUUCACCUUGGGGAAAAAUAUGAUUUCCUCGUCGUCGACCAAGGGCAUGUUGUUGAAAAUCGUUCCACUCAUGCUCAGGGAUUCAAGGUUUGCAAGAAUUCCCCUUCUCCGAGCAAGUUGCCAACCCAUCGCAUCCAACUUCACGGGCAACUGAUAGAAAUCGAGACAGUGACGUUGUUUGACGAAACCUUCGACGAUACUCGUUCAGAGCUGUUUGUUCCUUUUUCCGCAAUGCGUGCGUUUCUCCUGAAACUGAAUUUCGGUCUCCGAGACCUUUCGUAUAUGGAAUUGGAACGACAUGAUGCGACACACCCUGGCCCAAGAUGCGGUACAAAUCCGAGUCAAAAGACAGUGUCGUGUUAUUUCGAAAGGUUCGGAAACGAGUGUAUUACUGAGGGGACGCAGUUUCGACUCCAUGUUCAUAAAGAGGAAAAAGGGGUGAAAGUUGGCGAAGUUUGCCCGAAGCAGUCGAGGUUGGAGAGUAUUUUCUCCAUCUUCCAGUGUCCAUCCGGAGACUUCAUACUGAGCGGGGUUGGGAAGAAGAACCAACGCUUCGGUUUUUUCCUAUUCGUCAAUAAUGACGUUUUACCAUUUGAUGAGGAAGGCAUGCGUGUUUUGAGACAUGGCGACAUCAUCAAAGGACUUUUCUGCAAAAUUCCUACUUUCAGGAUCAUGUUCCUCCUCAGUGACAGCAGUCACGUCAGAGAAACGCAGACUUCGCUCCUUCUGUCCAGCCCUUGGCUGGUUCUCAAGAAUAUCGCAAAAUUUCUGCCACCAUUUGAAAUGAUGCGAGACGUUGUUCCUGUGUGUCGGCAGUUCUUUCACUUGAUGAGGGAUGGAAGCAGUUGGACACGUGUGGAGUUUUGUCUUAAGGAUGGAAUGCAAUGUCCGCCAUUCGGGCACUUCCAAGACUUCUGCAACGUUGUAUAUAAGCAUGUGCGGAAGCUUUCACUGAAGUUCAAUUUUGACCCUGAACUGGAACCGCUCUGGCCACGGAACAUUUUACGACCAAUUUUCCAACAUCAUGAUUGGAGUAAAUUAAAGGUGCUCGAAGUCGAUAAUUUGGACACCAACGAAGAGGCAUGGUCGGAAUUUCUCAGGAGGAGUGGCAAGAAGCUCAUUCACCUGGAAAUGCUCUCCGUGUUAGAGGACAUUACUCUAGCGGAUCUCUUAUUGGAAGCUUCCAAAGCUGGGCACGUCUUGUUUCCCAAUUGUCGGGAAGUGCGUUUGCGGUUGAAGAAACUGCAUCUCAAUCAUGCUAUUCUACAUGACACAGAACGUUUAAGGUCGAAUUUGGUUCUGCUGCGGGAUCCGCACUUGCGGCAGUUCCCUGAUUUUCUGGGUUCUGGUGUGCUUUCGAGUCUUCAUACCUACCAGUUGCCCGUUAAAUUGGAUGCGGGAGGUUGGAAACUUGCUCGGAAAAUGGGAAUAUUUGCAAACCUCGAAUCCCUGAGCAUGAGUGGAGAGAUCUUCAACAACAUGCCGCCGGCUAAGAAGAAAAUCAUCUAUUUCCCGAAGUUGAAAUCACUGUGGCUGGAAGAUGCCUCACCAAUUGCUGCAUGUCGUCAUUUUCCGUUGAUGCCAUCAUUGGAACACCUCUGGAUCAGGAAUGCUGUUAGAGAAGAAACUUCUAUAAAACCUACACAAGAAGUUCUACAAGCACUGCAAGUCUUCAAUUCAAGUCCAAUCGAGUGGCUGGAAAAUCUGAAAUGUGUCUCUGCUGACGUUUGGGAGACAUACAUUCCGUAUUCGAACAUGAUCAACUUGGAAUGCGUAGCUCUUUUCUUCCAGCACAAAACCGUUGAGAAAAGUCCUGGAGGCGUCUUCAAAGAGCUUCGGUCCUGCUCCAAGCUGAGAGGUCUGAUUCUGAAGGUGCCAGAUAAUCUCCCCUUGGAAACUAUUGGUCAGUUGUCACAGCCGUUGGAAUUCAUUGCGUUUCCGGGAACCAAACUCAACAAGGCAUGGUCUGUGCUACGUCAACUCAGCCACUGUAAGGAUUCUUUGGAGGAUCUUUGGAUUGAAGUGUGUAACUUCAAGGAAGGGAAGAAAAUUCUCCGGGCUGUGAAGGCGUUCAAGCGACUGAAGAAUAUAGUGUUGUUUUCGAAAACUGACGAGGAAAGCGGCGAAGGGCUUCCCGAAACUAUGCUAGGCUGCCUCGGACCAGUGUCUUCUUUGUAUCAAGCGACUUUCGUUUGUGAGUUCGGACCAGAUCUAGGUCACAAGUACAUCACUUGCGACGUCAAACAGCAAACGAGCUCGGAGUUCUCAUCCAGAUUCGUCACGAGAUUUUACUCCGAAUGGCUUCGACUUGUGCCUAACCAGUUGGUGCAGGGUAAGCUUUCGGUAUUCGAGGCGAUUUCGGCCAUUUUCAAUCCGCGGCUUGAUAGACCAACGAUGCAACCUCGUCGUGCCGUAUUGCUCCUAGAUUUUGAUAGCUGAUGCACAGGAUAUCCGUCGAAUAUAAAAAUGUAGCAGUUGGUAUCCGUGAAUAAUCUAAACUUCCUGAAGAAUUUAGGGUUUCUUAGCUCUUGUGUCCUCCAACCGAAAUCAUCAAAAAAGGAUGGAUUCAUUUGAUUAAUUUUCUGCUGAGAUGUCUAACAAGUGUGUGAUGAAAUGCGUAGAAGACGCAUCCUCUUUGUUCCAACCACGUUUUAAAAUCGUGGUAAGUGCGCCGUAUGCAGUAUUCGAGGAAUUGUGGCUCUUCCCUUGAUCGCCCCCUCUCGUUGAAAUAUUUUGAAGAAUAGAGAAAAGUUGUAAAUCAUUUUCUUACAAUGUUUGUGUGGCCUUUUUUCAUUUGAGUGAGGAAUGUAAUAAAAUCUUUGUUUGGGAAAAUUGAAACGCAGGCGAUUUUGGCCAUCUUUAAUACACGGCCUUGAUGAGCCAUCAUCACAGUUUUGUUCUGCCUUCUUGCUCUUGAGUACUGUAACAGACUUAUUAGUUUCCCUGAAUCUAAGUGAUGAAAAAACUGACUUGCUCAUGAUAUACGGUACAUCUUUCGUUUAAGCAGUUGCUAACUGUGAAUAAUCUAAACUUCUAAAAAUCCUGAAGAAUUCAGGGGUCUUGAUUUUUUUUCCUCGAACUGAAAUCAUGAUGAAGGGAUAGACUUGUUUGAAUGAUUUUCGGUGAUGCCAGCCUGGAUAGAAUUUUGUUGUCGGAUAACGACGAGCGAUUUCACUUGAGUAAUGAAAUGUGUUUAAGACGCAUUAUUCUGUAUCUUCCCACCACGUUUUGAAAAAGUAAUAAGUGCGCCGUAUAUUUGAAGAAUUGCGGCUCUUCACUUGAUCCUCUGUCGUUGAAAUGCUGUAAAGAAUGUAGAAAAAUUGUGAUUAAUUUGUUUACCAUGUUUGGGUGGC